Molecule: messenger RNA, 1026 nt
Organism: Arabis nemorensis
Lineage: Eukaryota; Viridiplantae; Streptophyta; Magnoliopsida; Brassicales; Brassicaceae
Source: the annotation of a GenBank genome assembly
AUGGCGUCGAGUUGCGUUAAAAAUGUUGGUACUUCGCCGGAGAAGUUAUCGAUGGCGAGUUACACUUGGAAGAGCUCCAAAACGUCAGCGAAGAGCCGAGAAUCUCAACCGCAGUUGGAAAACGAAGAUCCUGUGGAUUUCGAGUUUCUUCUCGAAGAUCCCGUCACAAUGUUAAGCGCCGACGAGCUUUUCUCCGACGGAAAGCUAGUCCCGCUCAAGUUUUCCGGCGCGGUGAAUCCGGAGGAGAAGAAGCGUAUAACAACGCCGGUUAACACGGCGGCGAAACCAUACCGAAGAUUAGAGAUGGAGAUCUCCGGCGGCGUUGAUCCUUACCUUUUCUCUCCGAGAGCUCCUCGUUGCACUGUGAGAUGGCGUGAGCUUUUAGGCCUUAAAAGACUCGUCAAGACUCAAGAAGAAGCUUCUUCUUCCUCGUCGAGGUUAUCUUCUUCUUCUCCAAAUCCCAAAACGGCAUCGUUUAGACAUCUUCUCAACCGGAGCUCCAAAUCCACCGCCGCAGCUCCGCCGUCUCCUCCGCCGCUAGACGUAUCGGAGUCAUCAACAUUAUCUUUAGAUCUCGAUAAAUCGGGAACACCAAACCCGUUCGCUAGGUCACGUGCCUACCACAACCACCAUCACGUGAGGAAGCCACGUCAUCGUCAUCAACAUCAUUCACCGGCCGAUGAAUCGACGACGACGGAGAGUAGUAAUGAGCCGAGAGUGUUAACGGUGACUGCUGAUAGUCCGAGACUUAAUGCUUCAGGGAAAAUCGUGUUUCAUGGACUCGAGAGAAGCUCGAGCAGUCCCGGUAACUUCACCGGCGGACCAAGAAUGAAACAUCACCAUGGUAUGCCGAGAUCUUACUCAGCUAAUGUCAGAAUCACUCCUGUUCUUAAUGUUCCUGUCUCUUCUCUCCGUGGCGGACCCAAAUCUGAGCUCAGUUACAGAGCAGCAGCAACAACAAGAACCGAACCAAUCGAACCAGACUUGAACCGACUAGUGAAAUCUAAGAACCAAACCGGAUUUUAG